AUGGCCAAGGGGCUCCUGGUGACCUAUGCCCUCUGGGCUGUGGGGGGCCCUGCUGGGCUUCACCACCUGUACCUGGCAAGGGACAGCCACGCCCUGCUCUGGAUGCUGACCCUGGGGGGAGGUGGGCUGGGCUGGCUCUGGGAGUUCUGGAAGCUCCCAAGCUUUGUAGCUCAGGCCAACAGAGCCCAGGGGCAGAGGCAGAGCCCCAGAGGGGUGACACCCCCUCUGAGUCCCAUUCGCUUUGCUGCCCAGGUGAUAGUUGGCAUCUAGUUUGGCCUUGUGGCACUGAUUAGCCUUUCGUCCAUGGUCAGCUUCUAUAUUGUGGCCCUCCCACUGGCAGUUGGCUUAGGGGUCUUGCUGGUGGCUGCUGUUGGCAAUCAGACCUCAGACUUUAAGAACACUCUGGGGGCAGCAUUUCUCACUUCACCUAUAUUCUAUGGCCGCCCCAUAGCCAUACUGCCCAUUAGUGUGGCCGCCAGCAUUACAGCUCAGAAGCAUCGCCGCUACAAAGCUUUGGUGGUGUCAGAGCCGCUCAGUGUGCGGCUCUACCGGCUGGGCUUGGCUUACCUUGCUUUCACAGGCCCACUGGCAUACAGUGCCCUCUGCAACACAGCUGCCACCCUCAGCUAUGUGGCAGAAACUCUUGGCUCCUUCUUGAAUUGGUUCAGCUUCUUCCCCCUUCUUGGCCGCCUCAUGGAGUUUGUCCUCCUUCUGCUUUACUGGAUCUGGAGGCUACUGAUGGGAGAUACUGGCUUCAACAGCAGCUACUUCCAGCAGUGGGAGAAGCUCUAUGAAUUUGUUCACAGUUUUCAGGAUGAGAAGCGUCAGCUGGCUUACCAGGUUUUGGGCCUCUCAGAAGGGGCAACACAUGAAGAAAUACAUCAGAGUUACUGGGAACUAGUGAAGGUCUGGCACCCAGACCACAACCUGGACCAGACAGAGGAGGCACAGAGGCACUUCCUGGAGAUCCAGGCUGCGUAUGAAGUCCUGAGUCAACCCAGGAAGCCCAGGGGAUCCCGGAGGUGAAAAGAAACUUCCCCCUGAGGAUUGACUCUUCCUAUCAGAGCUGGACAACUUGUCCCAAAUCUAGCUUUGCCCAGGAAUGGCAUCCCAACAAGGUUAAAGAAACUGCUUGCAGGGGCCAGGCGUGGUGGCUCAUGCCUGUAAUCCCAGCACUUUGGGAGGCCGAGGCAGGCAGAUCACAAGGUCAGGAGU
Molecule: messenger RNA, 1215 nt
Organism: Piliocolobus tephrosceles (Ugandan red Colobus)
Lineage: Eukaryota; Metazoa; Chordata; Mammalia; Primates; Cercopithecidae
Gene: DNAJC22
Product: DnaJ heat shock protein family (Hsp40) member C22
Exons: 2
Cellular component (GO): membrane
Source: RefSeq, a predicted model, not a curated record